AUGUCUCUUUUCCUCUACAAUAGUUGCACUGCACAUCGCUACACAUUCACGGUUAAGGAAGUUCCGUAUAAGAAACUGUGUAGCACGAAGAAGAUCUUGACCGUUAAUGGUAAAUUUCCUGGAGAAACUUUAAAGGUUUACAAAGGAGACACCAUUUACGUAAACGUUCGUAACCGAGCUAGUGAAAAUAUUACCAUGCAUUGGCAUGGUGUAGAGCAGCCAAGAAACCCAUGGUCAGAUGGACCAGAAUACAUCACACAAUGCCCGAUUCGACCUGGUUCGGAUUUUCUGUAUGAAGUCAUAUUUUCCAUCGAAGACACGACUGUUUGGUGGCAUGCUCAUAGCUCUUGGACUCGUGCCACUGUGCAUGGUCUUAUUUUUGUGUAUCCUCGGCUCCCUAAAUCCCUCCCUUUCCCAAAAUCGGACCACGAAGUCCCCUUAAUUCUUGGGGAGUGGUGGAAGAGGAAUGUGACAGAAGUAGUGGAACUAUUCAGGAGGACACGAGGUGACCCUAAUGUGUCCGAUGCUUUGACAAUUAAUGGACAUCCUGGUUUCUUGUAUCCUUGCUCUAAAUCAGAUACAUACGAGCUCACAGUAAAGAAAGGCAAAUCCUAUCGCAUUCGGAUGGUAAACGCGGCGAUGAACCUAAUCCUCUUCUUCGCAAUCGCAAAACACAGCCUCACCGUGGUUUCCGCCGAUGGCCACUACACCAAACCACUAAACGCUACUUACAUCACCAUAUCUCCAGGCCAAACGCUAGACUUGUUAUUACACGCCAACCAAAACCCAAAACGCACUUACUACAUGGCCGCCAGAGCUUACCAUAGCAACCCCGUCAUCAACUUCAACAACUCCACAACUAUAGGGAUCUUACGUUACACCUCUUCAACGUCAGCGUCUUCAAAACGUUACCCAAACCUUCCUUAUUACAAUGACACGUCAGCAGCUUUCGCAUUCUUCACCAACAUCACAAGCUUAUACUCCGGACAAGCUCCCGUUAAGAUCUCACGUAGAAUCAUCUCAACGGUCUCAAUAAAUCUUCUCACGUGUCCUAACGACUCUUGCGAAGGUCCAAACGGGUCGAGACUAGCGGCGAGUAUGAACAACAUAUCGUUCGUCACACCUAGUCACGUGGACAUACUAAAAGCAUACUAUUAUCACAUCAAGGGCGUUUACGGAACGCGGUUUCCAGCGUUUCCACCGCUUGUUUUCAACUUUACCGCGGAGGAUCAACCGUUGUUUUUGCAGACUCCUAGACUUGCUACAGAAGUGAAGGUGAUUAAGUACGGCGAACCUCUUGAGAUUGUACUUCAAGGGACGAGUUUAGUUGGUGGUGGAAUCGAUCAUCCCAUGCAUCUUCAUGGCUUUAGCUUCUAUGUUGUUGGUGUUGGGUUUGGUAACUUUAAUGUAACUCAAGAUCCGUUGAACUAUAAUCUCAAUGAUCCUCCGUACAGAAAUACAGUGACUGUGCCUAGAAAUGGUUGGGUGGCUAUCAGAUUCGUAGCUGACAAUCCUGGGGUUUGGUUCAUGCACUGUCACUUUGAUAGACAUCUCUCAUGGGGUAUGAAUGUUGUCUUCAUAGUCAAGAAUGGAAGAGGACUCAAUCAGCAGAUCCUGCCUCCACCUCCAGACUUACCGCCUUGUUACUAA
This is a messenger RNA of Eruca vesicaria subsp. sativa (arugula), 1650 nucleotides long. The record is from the annotation of a GenBank genome assembly. Lineage: Eukaryota; Viridiplantae; Streptophyta; Magnoliopsida; Brassicales; Brassicaceae.